AUGUCCCAAGUUCAGGCCCGCGCAACCUACCGCGCUCUCCUCCGCGAACUCCCUCGCCGCUCCUCCACCCCAUCCCCACUACACCAACGCCUCCAAAACAUCUUCCGCUCCGUGCCAGCAUCACAAACCGCCGCAUCUGCCUUCUCGAUCCCCAAAACCGAGGAAGAGCGCACCCUCCGCGUCCAAGAAGCAGACCAGUUCGCCCAGUAUGCCCGCGCCCAGCGCGUUUACUGCGAACUCCUCGAGCGCUAUAACCCCGGCAUGACCAUGGACGAGGAAGAGAAGAUUCGUCUCACUGCCCGACGUGUUGGAUUCGAUUUGCCCGAUCUGCACACCCCCGAGGGCAAGUCGGAGUAA
This is a messenger RNA of Penicillium paradoxum, 357 nucleotides long. RefSeq names its product LYR motif-containing protein. Bases 1 to 357 code for a protein of 118 amino acids. The record is from RefSeq and is a predicted model, not a curated record. NCBI's taxonomy places the organism in Eukaryota, Fungi, Ascomycota, Eurotiomycetes, Eurotiales, Aspergillaceae. Gene Ontology annotation, cellular component: mitochondrial matrix. The transcript has a single exon. Gene Ontology annotation, biological process: mitochondrial proton-transporting ATP synthase complex assembly.